AUGGACCACAAUCGUGCUGCACGAAAAUUUGUGCAGGCAGUCUAUGCAAAGUGCCCAGGAUCGUCACUGGCAGAUAAUUCAGUGUUCGAUGCUACACUUCAAGGCAAAGAUGGAGAUGGCGAGACGAACAAGAAUGCCGAGAAAAAAAUUGAUGGCAAAGGCAAUGGAAACACAGAGAAGAAGUGCUUGUGCGAACGGUUGCACAAAUUCAAGAACUGUCCUGUUAUUAAUGAGGAUAAGAGAACAGAAAACUUCAAGCCAGAUGCGGAAAACUUCUUGAUGGUUGAAAGAGCAAUUAGAAAGAGUAAGAACCUUUCUAAGACGUUCAAAGCAUGGUUGGAAAGGUACGGCAAAGAGCCUGCAACUCCUGAAACAGAAAAGCGAUCAACAGCACUAACACCAUCAUCAGUCUCACCACAUUCUUUCAUUGAUUUUGCUUUAAAGAAUAGCAUCAUCCUAGAUUCAGGAUCAUCUGCGAACGUGUGCAAUAAUCGACUUCGACUCACCAACUAUGAGGCAUCCGAUGGUUCUGAACUUCUCAUGGCCGGCGAUACAGAUAUAACUGGAAAGCCUGUUUUAAGAAUCACUCUGCAGAGUCUUCAUGAUAGAAUGGGCUAUGUGUAUUUAGAGGCUUUGCGUCAUAUAAAGCAAAGCACAGAAGGAAUCGAGUUGAUUGACAAGUAUACCGAUGUCAACUGUGAAAUUUGUCGAUUGAAGAAUGCACAGCGAAUUAUUUCUCGACGAAUCCCUGAAAAGUCAGCAAUAUCUUUCCAUCGAUGUCAUUGGGAUAUAAUCUAUCCUGGUGAAAGAUAUAAUGCUGAUCGAAGGAUCCUUCAUAUUUUCGAAGAAACUACCGAUCUCCACAAGGUUGAUUCAAUCAUUUCUGGUACUCAAUCAGAGAUUAUGGGAAGCUUAAAAGGUUCUCAGAAUAGCAUCAAACUCCAGUUUGGUUUCGACAUAUUCAUUCUGAGGUUUAGUGGUGAAUCAGCAAUGGGAAAUGAAAUUUGGGGUUUACAAUUUAAGAGAGUAAUUGUUUCAAGGGAUGUCACAUUUGAUACGACUCAGCGAUACAAGGCGGAUGAUGUUUUCGAUGAUAUCACAGAAGCGGAAGCAGAAGUCGAUACUUUACAGGUUACUCGGAUUCAGAUCUAUGUUGAAACCGAGGACCUCGUAUUAUAUCGGGAUUACAAUUGA
Messenger RNA from Sclerotinia borealis F-4128, 1194 nucleotides. The record is from the annotation of a GenBank genome assembly. Lineage: Eukaryota; Fungi; Ascomycota; Leotiomycetes; Helotiales; Sclerotiniaceae.